Haplochromis burtoni (Burton's mouthbrooder) is the source of this 1645-nucleotide messenger RNA. Its product is annotated as GTPase IMAP family member 7-like. The transcript has 2 exons. NCBI's taxonomy places the organism in Eukaryota, Metazoa, Chordata, Actinopteri, Cichliformes, Cichlidae. The coding region runs from base 39 to 755 and encodes 238 amino acids. Gene Ontology annotation, molecular function: GTP binding. The record is from RefSeq and is a predicted model, not a curated record.
AUCUCUCACCUGUGCAGUGACAACAGUGAAGAGAAAACAUGGCUUUAGUUCCAGCAGGUCCUGAUUUGAGGAUUGUGACGAUUGGAAAAACUGGUGUGGGCAAGAGUGCUGUUGGGAACACCAUCCUGGGAUAUGAGCGUUUCAGAUCUUGCCCUUUAUCUGCAUCAGUGACUGAGUUCUGUCAAAAAGCUUGGGUACAGUGGGGGAAGAGAGUAAUUAGUGUUGUAGACACACCAGGGAUCCUGGACACUUCAAAAUCAGAUGAGUUCAUCAAAAGUGAAAUCGUCAAAUGUGUUGAAGUCUCCUGUCCCGGUCCUCACGUGUUCUUGUUGGUCAUCCAAAUCGGCCGAUUCACGAGAGAAGAAAAAAACUCAGUGGAAGCCCUGCAGGAGCUGUUUGGCCCCGAGGCAAACAAGUACAUGAUUGUGCUCUUCACCCGUGGUGGUGAUCUUGGAAGCAUAACCAUAGAGCAGUAUGUACGUGAUGCUGAGCCAGGGCUUAAACGCAUCAUCCAAAGCUGUGGAAACAGGUACCACGUCUUUGACAACACUAGCAGAGACAGAAAGCAGUUGGUGGAGCUCAUCAAGAAGAUCGACAAAAUGGUGUCAGUAAAUAAGGGCACGCACUACACAGACGCCAUGUUUAAAGAGGUGGAGGAAGCACGCAAAAAGGGAGUAACACUGCAGCAGUAUAGGUUCACUGAGUCGUUGUGUAAACGUAUCAAACUUUUUCGCAUCAUUCUUGGGAAAGAUUAAAGUGUUGUGGUUAACUGUAAUUAUUCUAUUCUGAAUAGGACAGUUUUUGUUUACCUACACGAAAUAUACAGUUUGUUCAUGAUGACACACAGAGUGUAGAUAGUUUAUGUUGAUUUCCCAUGAAAAAAAAUAAUAAAAUAAAAUAUUAUUGAUUAAGUGAAUUUGUCUUUUAAAUUUGAAGAAUAAAGUAUGUGAAAGUUAAAUAAUGAUCAUAUAAUCAUCAUUGUUAUAUAAUAAUCAUAAUAUAAGCGGUGCUGUUAUAAGUAUUGCUUGUCUCUGUUGUAUCUAUUCUAAUUUGUAUGUGAGCAUCAAAUCGUGGUGGUUAUGUUUGAGCUGAAGUUUACAGUGUUUAAAUUUAGUUGUAAAUUUGGGAGACACAAGAUAAAUUUAGUCAAUUAAAUAUUUUAUGCAAAUGGGAACUGUGAAUUAUUUUCUGAUUUAAAGAAUGGGGACUUCGGUUUCUAAUGAGAAGUCUUUAUUUUGGGUCUGUUCUGCUCUGGCUGUUUGUAUUAAAACAUAACAAAAAUUUCCCUUUAGGCUCAUUAUUGUUUGACAAUUAUUCUUGUAAAGCUUUUGGCCUAAUAAAAACUAGCAAUCACAGAACUUUCAUCAGUUAUUUGUGAUCCUAAGAUGACAAUGUCAGAACCAAAUGUUCAACCUCUUCAUUCAUUAUUAUUUUCUUGCCUGUUUGAAUGAGAGAAUAUUAGAUGACAUGUAUCAACAGGUUUCUAGGUAUCCAUCUAUGUACAUAAAAUCCCUCUAAUAUACUGCUUCCCAAUCAUUAGGAUCAAGCUUUUUUUUUUAAUAUUAAUCGUAAUGGCUUAAUAUUAUUCAUAUUACUUUUUUCUUUUACUCUUCUACUAAUAGUUUGUCAACAUUUACUGAACUUU